Messenger RNA from Closterium sp. Yama58-4, 1149 nucleotides. The record is from the annotation of a GenBank genome assembly. Lineage: Eukaryota; Viridiplantae; Streptophyta; Zygnematophyceae; Desmidiales; Closteriaceae.
AUGCCGCCACGCCGUAGCACCCGUGGCAAGGGAAAGGAAAAAGCAACUGACGAUGAGCCGAUGGCGGACCCUCCUUACGUCGCUUGGAUGAAGGAGCAGAAGAAACAGGGGAAGUCGACCCCCUCCAUCAAACGUUUAUCCAAGUCAAAGCGCGACUCUGCAGGCGCGUCUACCAGUGGAGCGUCGCGGCUUGCUUACGAAGAGGGCGCCGAUACCGACGUCAGCGAUGACGAUCUCGAAGAGAUCGUUUCGGAAUCGGAUAGCGACGCCGACUCCGAUAACGACAAGGAUGGCAGUGACGAGGAGGAGGAAGAGUCUGACGGUGAUGGGAGCGGCGACGAUCGCAGCACACGCGCCUCGGAAAAGGAGAAGCGACCUAAACCGACGAGCAACAAGAGGCAGUGGUCGGAUGCGGAGCUGACGACGCUCGCUGCCGCCAAAUGGACUACAAAGGACGACCUCAAAGCGAUGCAGGGCAAGCAAGGCAGCCAGUAUUGGAAGAAGCUGCACGCCCACAUAGUCGAAGGGGAACCGGGGUGGAACCGCGACGAGGGGCAGAUGUCGAACGCGUGGAAACGCCUCGAGAAGAAGUACUUCAAAACGAAGCGUGGAGAGUCCUCCAGCGGCGGCAAAGCAGUGAAGAAAAAACCGUGGUGGGAAUACGUGUACAACCUAAAGAAACACUCGGCGAAGGAGGCCCACGCCCUGGACGGUGGGGGCGCCGCCAACGUCAACGUCGAGGCGUACGCCCCGGUGCCCGGCACCAAUGACCGGGAGACCUCGGUUCCGCCGGGCCAGGCGCAACAACGUGCAUCACGUCGCCACGAAUCCAACAUAGAUGCGGCAAUCACCCCGCCACCGAAACGACGGCGGGUAGAGGAAACCGCGACGAUGGCGGCAGCGAAGUUGGUGAGCGAGGCGAUCAACUCCACCAACGUGAACGUGGUGCGCCAGCUCCAGGACUCAACGCAGAUUCUUGUCGCCGCGAUGAACAUGGCGGCGCUGCAGGCAGGCUUGCGCCUGCAGAUGGUCGCCCCGCAAGCUCCUCAUGAUGCGCCUGCCACCACUCCGCCUCCAGAGCCGCCAGCGGACACAGGCGACGCCACCAUGGCCGGGUCAGAGGAGGCGGCCGAGCAGCCAGCGCCUUAG